This is a messenger RNA of Odocoileus virginianus texanus, 4024 nucleotides long. Lineage: Eukaryota; Metazoa; Chordata; Mammalia; Artiodactyla; Cervidae. The record is from RefSeq and is a predicted model, not a curated record.
GUAGUUGGACUGGGAGAUUGGUUGGGGGUAGUCCUGCACGCUGGGAGAGACCUAGUCCCAGAAGUACUGUCACUAAGGAGAUAUGGGGUCUUCUCAGAGAAGCUUUCCAGCCCUAGUCUGGGCUCCCUACUGGGGCAAAAGUUUGGAGGAUGGGCCCCAGGUCUGGGCCCUCAGCCCCAGUUGGGGCAGUUCUUUGACCUCUGCAAGAAAAUGUUGGGCUUCAUUUUUUAUUUUCAUGUUGGGCUUCAUUUUUUAUUUUCAUGUUGGGCUUCAUUUUUUAUUUUCAAUUUUUAAUUAUUUUUUCUGGGCUAGUCAUAGGGAUACACAUGUAUGCACAAAUACGUGGUUUCAAAAUAAAACAUACAACUUGCUUUAAGCUUUCAGCACUAGUUUGUAGAUGUCUCAUGUGAAUAUGGAGAGAGCCACCAUUUUCUUUUCAUUGUUGCACAGUAUUCCACAGUUCGGAUGUAUCAUAAUUUAUUCAUUCUUCUGUUGAUAGUUUCGAGGAAGUUUUUCCUUCUAAGUUUUCACCAUUACAAAAAGUGUUGCAGUGAAUACUCUUCCUUGGAAACUUGUGCUGGAAUUUCUAUGUGGUAGGUUCCUAGAGGCAGUCCUAGGUUCAACAUCUCAAAUGAAAUACAAGGAAAUGAAGGACUAGAGAGGUUAGCUGAAUUGACAAGUCACACAGUUGUCAUGAAAGAGCUGUUUGAAAAAAUCCAUUCUGAUGAAUUUUGUUGUUUUGUUUGAACAAAACAUUUGUUUGAUACCUUCCUUCAGGCCUGAUCCUUUGAAUGUAUCUUAGUAAGACUGUAGCCUGUAGGUGGAAGAUGCCAAAGCUCCCAACUCAGACUGGGAUGGAGGAUCAGCAGGCUUCACCAGGGCCUGGCAGGCUAUAUUGAAAGACAGCCAAGGGUCACUGCCCCAAAGAUACAGGGGACUUGACCUGCAUGAAUGUGGACUGUCCUUCCCCUUUCUCUGCUCCCUCCACAUCCAUGUGAGGCCACAAAGGCCCUAGGACCUUAGAGUUCUCUAGGGGCUGAAUGGCAUCCCAGCUUGUCAGCACACACAGCUGAGGCCACGCUGGGCCUGUUGCUAGCGCUGAGGACACCUGAAGGGAUACUGUGGAGAAAACAGUCACAGGAGUGACUGGGGGACAUCCUGGCCUCCUCCCAAGCCCUUCCCACUCCCACUAGCCACCAAGCCCCAUCAUUUCUAUCUCCCUAAUAUCUCUGUAAUACCCAUCUACUUCUCUCCACCACUUGCACCCCUGAGUUCAGCCCCACCCUCUCUCACUUGAAUGGCUGCAAUAUCCUCCCUAGUUUCUCUUCUCCACUCUCCCUUUCCUCCGCUGUGUUGCUACAUGGGGACCAGAGACAUUUCUAAAUGUGGUCAUGCUUCUUCACUCCCUUAAAACCCACCAAGACAGAAUUCUGGUAUGACAUUUGAUACUCCUUAGUUGAUCUUAACAUUGCUGCUUUGAGUCAACUUAUAGCUAGUUCUCCCCACUCUUUGACACCUCUAUAAACUUGCACAUGCUCUUCCUUCUCCCUGGAUUCUUAGUUCCUUCCCCCAAUGGAUGCAAUGGUAAGCUUGACCUAGAGAAGUCAGGGCAUCAGAAAAGGCAGAGGAAGGGGAGGAAGGAUUUGCCAGGCCAAUGACCUGGGCAGUGAGUUGUGGGUGGAGGUCCAGAUGAUGACUGCAUACAGGGAGGUUUGGAAUCUCAGGUUUUGAAGGUGCAGUCAGCUGGGGUGUACCUGCUGAGGUGGGCCAGGCAGGAAUGAUCAUAGUGCUUAGCUAUGUGGAAGAUGGCUUAGAGGAGGGCAUCCAGCUGGCUUGGAGAAGGCCUCUGCCAGGGUCCUGGAGAGACACAUCAGAAGGCCAGACAAGGCAGAUGGAUGAUAGCCUGCUGCUACUUGUUAAAAGGACAGGGAGGUGAAGUCAAAUGGUGUACUUCAUGGGAGGGAGCAGAAGCUGAGGAUGUCGGAUGGGACCCAUGGCUCCAUGGAUAGAGAUGAUCCCAUGAGCAACAUUUAUGGAGAUUUAAGUGGAUGCCAAGCACCAUAUUCACAAGAACCCUAAAAGGAAAUGGGAAGGUGGGGACCCAGGUGUGGCCCACCAGAAGACCCCUACCUGCCUGCUGCUGACCCCAGAGGGUGCCUUUCACAGCUUUGGCUAUACAGCCCGUGAUUACUACCACGAUCUGGACCCUGAGGAGGCUCGUGACUGGCUCUACUUUGAAAAGUUCAAGAUGAAGAUCCACAGUAUCACUGAUCUCACUUUGAAGACCCAGCUAGAAGCAGUAAACGGAAAGAAAAUGCCUGCCCUGGAGGUGUUCGCUCAUGCCUUGCGCUUCUUCAAGGAGCAUGCCCUUCAGGAGCUGAGGGAGCAGUGCCCAUCACUGCUGGAGAAGGACACUGUGCGCUGGGUGUUGACCGUACCUGCCAUCUGGAAACAACCAGCCAAGCAGUUCAUGCGGGAGGCUGCCUACCUGUGUGAUGCCUGGUCCAUGAUGCUCCCCAACCCUGCCAACCACCAUCAGGCUGGACUAGUGUCGAGAGAGGAUGCAGAGCAAUUACUCAUCGCCCUGGAGCCCGAGGCUGCCUCUGUCUACUGCCGCAAGCUGCGUCUGCACCAGCUCGUGGAUCUGAGUAGCCGAGCUCCAGGCAGAGGGUGCCUGGGCGAGCGCCGCUCCAUUGACUCCAGCUUCCGUCAGGCCCGAGAGCAGCUUCGAAGAUCCCGUCACAGCCGGACAUUCCUGGUGGAGUCGGGUGUUGGAGAGCUGUGGGCCGAUAUGCAAGCAGGAGAUCGCUAUGUGGUGGCAGACUGUGGGGGAGGCACAGUGGACCUGACUGUGCACCAGCUGGAGCAGCCCCAUGGCACCCUCAAGGAGCUCUACAAGGCGUCUGGUGGGCCCUGCGGCGCAGUGGGCGUGGACCUGGCUUUUGAGCAGCUGCUGGGCCGCAUCUUCGGUGAGGACUUCAUCACCACCUUCAAAAGGCAACGUCCAGCAGCCUGGGUGGAUCUGACUAUAGCCUUCGAGGCCCGCAAACGCACUGCAGGCCCACACCGUACAGGGGCGCUCAACAUCUCCCUACCGUUCUCCUUCAUUGACUUCUACCGUAAGCAGGGAGGCCACAACGUGGAGACAGCCCUGCGCAAGAGCAGCGUGAACUUCGUGAAGUGGUCCUCACAUGGGAUGCUCAGGAUGUCUUGUGAGGCCAUGAAUGAACUCUUUCAGCCCACCGUCAGCGGGAUCAUCCAGCACAUAGAAGCACUGCUGGAGCGCCCUGAGGUGCAGGGUGUCAAACUGCUGUUCCUGGUGGGCGGCUUCGCCGAGUCGGCUAUGCUGCAGCACGCAGUGCAGGCAGCUCUGGGCGCCCGUGGCCUGCGUGUGGUGGUUCCGCACGACGUAGCCCUCACCAUCCUCAAAGGCGCAGUGCUUUUUGGGCAGGCGCCGGGAGUGGUUCGGGUGCGUAGAUCGCCGCUCACUUACGGCGUGGGCGUGCUCAACCGCUUCGUGGCUGGUGUUCACCCACCUGACAAGCUGCUGGUUCGUGACGGUCGCCGCUGGUGCACCGACGUUUUUGAGCGCUUCGUGGCCGCCGAACAGUCGGUGGCCCUGGGCGAGGAAGUGCGGCGCAGCUACUGCCCAGCGCGCCCAGGACAGCGGCGAGUGCUCAUCAACCUAUACUGCUGCGCCGCGGAGGACGCGCGCUUUAUCACCGACCCAGGAGUGCGCAAGUGUGGCGCACUCAGCCUAGAGCUUGAGCCAGCCGAGGGAGGCCCCGACGCCGCCGGAAUGCCCCCCGGCCGCCGCGAGAUCCGUGCUGCCAUGCAGUUUGGCGACACUGAGAUUAAGGUCACCGCUGUCGAUGUCAGCACCAAUCGCUCCGUGCGCGCCGCCAUCGACUUUCUUUCCAAUUGAGGGCGCAGUGCCAGCAGCCCCUCGGCCCAACAAAACUCUUUUGGCCCAGGGCUAGGGCAGAUAAGUCCACCCUGUUUCCCGCCUUCCUGCCCUGGGAGA